Messenger RNA from Anopheles merus, 2407 nucleotides. Its product is annotated as beta-1,3-galactosyltransferase brn. Gene Ontology annotation, molecular function: hexosyltransferase activity; UDP-glycosyltransferase activity. NCBI's taxonomy places the organism in Eukaryota, Metazoa, Arthropoda, Insecta, Diptera, Culicidae. The transcript is spliced from 2 exons. The coding region runs from base 528 to 1730 and encodes 400 amino acids. Gene Ontology annotation, cellular component: membrane. The record is from RefSeq and is a predicted model, not a curated record.
GACGGUUUUUUGUUUACGUCUCGUCAGGGUGCCGGAAAACUGGAAACAGAUCCACCGUCGUCGGCUCACCAUCAUGUGUUGAAUAUUGUAAUAGCUUUCCCUUUUUUCAGUUUUUGCAUUCGAUCACACCUACACCAACCGAUUGAGGCGCACCGAUCCGCACUGACUCACUAGCACAUUCGUCUCCGGAAACAUCACAUCCACGCUUCCCGUAGCUUGUGUGUAGCGAACCAAAAGAAAAAAAAGUACCAAAACAGCUUCCUUCUCCGGCUGCAUGUCAUCAGUCGGUGCAAGUGUACGGGCAAUUUAAUUAGUGCUUCACAUCAACGGCAGUUUCGAACGACGCAUGCUGGCGCGUUGGCGUAGCGUUAAUUAGAUUAAUGCGCGUUCAUUUUGGACCGGUGGAUUGGUGGUAAUUAUGUAAGUCCGCUGCUGGUACGGUUCACGCCGUUUGGCCCGUCUUAAGCGAAGCGGCAUCACAACAGGCACACUCCGGUCACCCAUCACCUCUCCCGGUUGCGUUCGCGAUGCUGCCCCGGAUCUGUGUGAAAUUUAAGCUCAAGUAUGUGCUGGCGGCAUUGGUCGGCCUGUACCUGCUGCAGUUCUUCGGUGCCUUCACACACUUUUUCGAGAAGGAUUUCGAGUCGACGUUCGACUACCCGCUGAACGGGGACAUCCUGUCGGACGUGUACCAGCUGCGGCAUGGCCAGCAGCCCGCCCGGCCACCGAUCAACCGGUACAACUACACCUACAUCACGGACUGCGAGCACAAGUGCAAGGAGGACGAUCGGUUGAUCGCGCCCCGGCUAGUGUUCGUCGUCAAAUCGGCCAUCGAGCACUUCGACCGGCGGGCAACGAUCCGCAAAACGUGGGGCUACGAGCGCCGCUUCUCGGACGUCAAGAUACGCACCGUGUUUGUGCUCGGCCGGUCGCGCGUGCACCCGAACCGGCGGCUCCAGUCGCUCGUGGACCUCGAGAGCAGCACGUACCGGGACAUCGUGCAGGCGGAUUUUGUGGACGAUUACUUUAACAACACGAUCAAAACGAUGACCGGCUUCCGGUGGGCGGUCAGCUACUGUCCGCGGGCCAAGUUUUACAUGUUUGCGGACGACGAUUUCUACGUGUCGGCCAAGAAUCUGCUGCGGUACGUCCGCAACCCGGUCAACUAUCCGGAGUAUCUGGAGGAAACGGACGAAGCGCUCCGGAAGCUGGCCCGCCGGCUGGCCCACACGGCGGACAGCAAUCGGACGGCCGCCGCAGAGGAGGAGCGGCCAGCUGCACAGCAGAACCGCACCCGCACUCGCACCAAGCGGCAGCUCAUGACGGAGAUGGAACUGCCGCCGAACGUGAAGCUGUUUUCCGGGUUUGUGUUUCGUUCGGCGCCGCACCGCCACCGGAGCAGCAAGUGGUACGUAUCGCUCGAGGAAUACCCGUGGGACAUGUGGCCGACGUACGUGACGGCCGGUGCGUUCCUGCUCUCCCACGAGGCACUGUUCGAGAUGUACUACGUCAGCAUGUACACGAAACAUUUUCGUUUCGAUGACAUCUUUUUAGGAAUUGUUGCAAUGAAGGCCGGAAUUGAGCCGCUCCACUCGGAAGAAUUCUACUUUCACAAGGCGCCCUACCUGGGCCCGCAAAGCUACAAGUACGUGCUGGCGACGCACGGCUACGACGAACCAACCGAACUGACCAAAGUGUGGAACGAAAUACGAGCUUCCGGUUACGCCUAGGCGCGAUUGGCGUCGAUGCGAACGCACACGCAACGCGACACCCGGGUGCGCGAAUGUAUCAAAGCAGGCGCAGUAGCACACGCAUAGGAAAGCGAACGCACCAACUCCGGAUGUAGCGCGAGUGAUUCGACUUAAUACGUACGCAGUAGUGAACCGUUACACCAGAGUUACACCGUUCCUAGUGUAGGUUAGUGUGUGUUUUUCCACUUUUACUACCCUUCCCACCUUACGACGAAACCAAUAGAAAAUAGAGUGAUAGGAAUCCAAACGGCAAACGAUACCGUGUGAGCGGUGCUGAGAAGCCUGCCUCCUCUUACAGCAUCCAAUUAAACCAAACUUUUGAUAGAGUGACACACACCAGUGAACCGUUUUUGUCAACCGUAGCCCGUUUAGAGGAAUCGUUUUUACGUAGCGUGUUCAGCAAGCCCCCGGGAGCAGGGUAAUUUCCUCACACACAGUGAUUAGACAACGAAAACUUGUAACGUAGGACCGUCGUUUUUUCUCCAUCGAUGAGUGUAACUAGCUAGAGCGGGUAGUAAGUGAGUGUGUGAUUCGAUCGAUUACCGUUUUCGUUUUAACCGCCAGCAGGCAGGAGAACUUUUGCUCGUAUUUAUCUUUCUCCAUACCCAACAAUUGUGAUAGCAUCAAAUGAGAAAAUCCUUAAUAAAAACACAAAC